Molecule: messenger RNA, 2872 nt
Organism: Nerophis ophidion (straightnose pipefish)
Lineage: Eukaryota; Metazoa; Chordata; Actinopteri; Syngnathiformes; Syngnathidae
Gene: cd9a
Product: CD9 molecule a
Exons: 8
Coding region: 229-906 (225 amino acids)
Cellular component (GO): membrane
Source: RefSeq, a predicted model, not a curated record
AGUUGUAACACACAAUCAGUGCAAGUAAGAGCAUGGAACAUAAAGAGGAAGGAAAAUAGGCGGCAACCCUGACGUUCCUGGCACUCCCAAAGUGGAAAACUAUUUUUCAGAAGGCGUGACAUUUACAGAGCUUUCACUUUGAAAAGCGUCUGUUUUGUUUGUUUGUGAGCUUACAGGACGAUCGUGCUUCUUCAGGAAUUUAAAGGCGGUCAACAAAUUGUCGUCAGCAUGACUGGGGGGAUUAAGUGCCUCAAAUAUCUCAUGUUCAUAUUUAACUUGUUCUUCUGGCUUGCAGGCACUGCUGUGCUCGCCAUUGGUCUGUGGUUGAGAUUAGACCCGAAGACCAAAGGCCUGUUUGAAGGAUCAGACUCUCCAUAUGUGUUUUACACUGGUGUUUACAUCCUGAUUGGAGCUGGAGCACUGAUGAUGGUAGUGGGAUUUCUUGGAUGUUGUGGUGCCAUCCAGGAGUCUCCCUGCAUGCUGGGACUGUUUUUCUUCUUCCUGCUUAUAAUCUUCGCCAUUGAAGUCGCUGCUGGCAUCUGGGGAUUUUCCAACCAGAGCAAGGUGGUGGAUGACAUUACUACAUUCUACAUUCAGACCUACAACAACUACAAGCUCACGGGUGAUGAGCGUCUCAGAGAGACCCUGCGAGUGAUUCAAACUGGCCUGAGCUGUUGCGGUCCAAGUGGCACGGUAAUGGACACUGCCAAAGAAACCUGUCCUCGAGGAGAGCUGCUUGAGGAGCUGAUUACCAAGAGCUGCCCCGACGCCAUUGAUGAGGUGUUUAACUCUAAGCUGCACAUCAUAGGAGGAGUGGGCAUCACUAUCGGGAUCGUUAUGGUGUUUGGGAUGAUCUUUAGCAUGCUCCUGUGCUGCGCCAUCAGGAGGUCUCGGGAGGUGGUGUGACACCCGCUAAGUACGCAUCAUGGAGGCCUCAUUAAUGUUGCAUGAUGUCAUUCCUAAAGUCACAUGGCUCCCCACUGCCAAUAGAAUCACUGCUUGCUUGUUCAAGAGGGUCUGUGUAGUUGUCAGGCCCAGCUAUAGAAUGGUGCCACCUAUGCCUCAGUGAGAAUGUGAGCUAGAAAUGUAUCGCUUUAAAGAGAACUUGCUCUUUUUGGGAAUUUUGCUUAUUGUUCACAACCAUUAGACAAAAACACACAUUUUUCUUUUAAUGCUAGCAAAAGUCAGCUAACAACAGCCAUAAUGUGGUUUCAAUUUAUUCCGCCUAUAAAGCGCUGUAAAAAAAACUUCCAUCAUUGUUUUAUAUACACACUGUAAGUAUAAAUGUAAUUUCUAAUACCUUGUAAUAUUUAUGUAUUUUGAUUAUUUUAAGCAUACAAUAGCAGCAUACUAAGCAUCAUGUAGCAGUAUUGCUAAGUACUGAACAACAUUUACAAACUUUGAGCAUGAUAAAACUAUCACUUACUGAACAAUGUCUGCUCUCACUGGGAUGCACACUGAUGUGACUUUUAUAGACUCCCGUUUGAAUGAAGAAUUCAUCGUAAUCCUCAAAAAGGGAUUAAAAAAAAAAGUGCCGCGAAUAAGCGUCAUUUCCUGUCUUUCUCGCCAUCUCCGGGUAUAAGGUGACCGUCCAAUGCAGACCAACUUCUUGGUUUGCAUUGGAGAGAAUGAAGAGGCAUGAUUUGUAAUGCAGAAUUAACUUUCACUAACUCACCUAAGCUAGUUUGCAGUCCGUGAUCACGGUGCUGCUAAAAAUAGUUUGUUUGUAUUAGGGCUUAUAAUAACAAUAUGGCUUAACAUUCAGGUCACGAGAUGUAAAUGGAAUAUUGUUGGCGGUUUUUAGACAUUUUUUAAAAGGGCUUUAUGGUUAAAAAAGUGUUCCUCCAUUAGCUCCAUUGUUAGCCACAUUGUACUGGCAGGAUUUUGGGACUCAAAAUGCAUAAAAAAGAAAAACCUGUGUUAUUGUCUUACAUAAGGAUUUUGAAUGAUAGGCAAAAUUCCACAAAAAAAGUGCAUUCCCCCUUUAAAGGUCAUUUGAAUGAAUCUAGUGCUUGCGUAAUGCAAAUGAUCUUUACAAAAGAUCAUCUUGUUGUGUAUUGAUCACAUGCUGUUGUUCAUGUUGGGCCACCCUAUUGGCAAGAGGAGUUAAGUACCACAGCCAAAAAAACACCUCUUCAAAAAAAGCCAAAUACAUGAUUGAAUUGAUUUUUAGCCAAUGGAACACUAAAUUGGUAAUAUUUUUGUAAUGUAGAAUUUAAUAAGAGGCAUCCCAGCUCAUUUCUGACAUGCGGUCAACUUUUUUUAAAUGCCUUCAUGUUUUUUCACUUGUUAUUAUUGUUUUUCCUGUCAAAUAUAUAUAUAUAUACAUAUAUAUAUAUGUAUUACACUGUUCUUGGAUGUAUUACACAUUACAUUUGGAUGUGAUUUUAAGUAUUUUCAAACAUCAUUUUACACAUCUUUGGUUCAUUUAUACAAUACACUCACGCACGUGUGCACACACACACACACACACACACACACACACACACCAUUUCUAGAGCCAAAUAAAUCAAAAUGGAUUUAGUUGUUGUUCUGAUCUGACUUGUUCCGAGUACUGCAUUACAUUUCAUGAGGAACGAUCUUGGAGGCGGCGCCAUAUUUGUUUUAUGGGUGGACCGUAUGUGUGUAACUCAUGUUUGAUUUAAAGCACAAGACGCAGCUAUGGGCCGUUUUUGUACUUGUUGAUGACGCGACUUGAUAAAAAAAAACUCCCUGUGAUGACUGGAUCUAGUGUGUGUCUGAUUAAGCAAAGGGGAAGCAUGCAGUGAUUUGGUUGUUGACAGCCGGGUCCUGGCCCACUUCUCUUUCUGGCCUUUGCCCUCAGACUCUCACUACAGAUAACGCUGAUUAUAAAGAGGAAUGCUUAAAUUAA